AUGUUGUCAAGCUAACUAAAGAUAAUUUCAAAAAGCUAGUACUUGAAUCAGAUGAGCUGUGGCUAAUUGAGUUCUUUGCACCAUGGUGUGGACAUUGUCGGAGCAGUUGAUAUGACUACUGACUAAGAAGCUGGUGCCCCCUAUGGAAUCCAAGGUUUCCCAACUAUUAAAUUCUUCGGUUUCAAUAAGCAAAAGCCUAUUGCCUAUGAGAGCGGUAGAGAUGCAGAGACUAUUGUAAACUACGCCAUCGAUAAAGUAGGAUCUGAGAUUAGAAAGAGAGGAAAGGGUGCUGCCUCUAAUGACAAUAAAAAGAGUGAGAGCUCUAAGAAGUCAUCAUCCUCAGGUGGAGCAUCAGGCUCUAGUGACAAGGAUGUAGUAGUCUUGAAUGCUCAGAACUUCGAUGAAUUAGUUUUAGGUUCGAAAGAUAUCUGGUUUGUAGAAUUCUAUGCUCCUUGGUGCGGUCAUUGUAAAAAGCUUGAACCAGAAUGGAAUAUAGCUGCUACUAAGCUCAAGGGAUAGGCCAAACUUGGCAAAGUAGAUGCCACAGUUGAAGGUGAAUUAGCCUAAAGAUUUGGAGUGAAAGGAUAUCCAACAAUUAGAUAUUGGGAUUAUGGUGAGGGAAAGAAAGAUACAAAUGCUCAGGAAUACUAAAGUGGCAGAGAUGCUGAUUCUAUUGUUGCUACUGCAAAUUAACUAUUAGAGAAAGCAGAUAUUAUUCCAGAUAUUCACGAAAUUUACAAUCAAAAGGUUUAUGAUAACAACUGCUAGGGAUAAAAGAUUUGCAUUAUUACCUUCCUUCCAAAUAUUUAUGAUUCAAACGCUAAUGAAAGAUAGCUAUACAUCGAAAGAUUGUAAGCUAUUGCAAAGAAGAAUAGAAGACAUCCAUUUGUUUUCUUCUGGCUUUAGGCAGGAGAUUAAUUAGACCUAGAGAAGCAACUUAACUUAGGAUUUGGUUUCCCAGCAGUUGUAGCUAUUGCCCCAGCCAAGAAUAAAUUGGCUAUAAUGAAGGGAUCCUUUGCUGAGGAAAAACUUUCAGAUUUCCUAAAUGAUUUAAUCAAUGGAAGAGCAUCAUUGGAAGAUGUAAAGAAACCAGCUUUCAAGAAGGCUGAUAAAUGGGAUGGAAAAGACGCUCCCCCUCUUGAGUUGGGCUCAGAUGACUUAUGA
Messenger RNA from Stylonychia lemnae, 1164 nucleotides. The record is from the annotation of a GenBank genome assembly. Lineage: Eukaryota; Ciliophora; Spirotrichea; Sporadotrichida; Oxytrichidae.